Salvia hispanica is the source of this 812-nucleotide messenger RNA. RefSeq names its product SKP1-like protein 1A. The record is from RefSeq and is a predicted model, not a curated record. Lineage: Eukaryota; Viridiplantae; Streptophyta; Magnoliopsida; Lamiales; Lamiaceae. Gene Ontology annotation, biological process: ubiquitin-dependent protein catabolic process.
CUUUUUAAAUCUGAUUCCCCAAUCAUCUAUCUCAAUCUUCUCUCUCUAGGUCUCCUUGGCUGAAAUUCGAUAUUCAAUUUGGAGACGAUGUCGUCGUCCGCGGAUGAGAACGGAAGCAAGAAGAUCACCCUGCGCAGUUCCGACGGCGAGGUGUUUGAGGUGGACGAGUCGGUUGCCCUUGAGUCGCAGACCAUCAAGCACAUGAUCGAGGAUGAUUGCGCCGACAACGUCAUCCCCCUUCCUAACGUCACCGGUAAAAUCCUUUCCAAAGUCAUCGAAUACUGCAAGCGUCACGUCGAUGCCGCCGCUUCCGCCACCAAUGCCGACGACAAGCUCGCCUCCGCCGUCUCCGAUGAGGAGCUCAAGGCCUUUGACGUCGAUUUCGUCAAAGUCGAUCAAGCCACGCUCUUCGACCUUAUUUUGGCUGCUAAUUACUUGAAUAUCAAGACCCUUCUGGACCUGACUUGCCAGACAGUGGCCGACAUGAUCAAGGGAAAAACUCCAGAGGAGAUCAGGAAGACAUUCAACAUCAAGAAUGACUUCACAGCAGAGGAAGAAGAGGAAGUCCGGCGAGAGAACCAGUGGGCUUUUGAAUAGAGUAAGCGCAGGUAGAAUAUCUAAAGCUGCCAAUAAAAGCUUGAUUGGUGCAAAGAGAGGAUCCAGUGACUCAUUUGAGUCAUGAUGGUCUGUAAGGUUGCCUCUGCCAGGGCUGCUUUUAGACAAUUUUCUUGUUUUUCUAACUUUAUUUUGUACGGUUAUGCAUUUUAACUGAACUCGUCCUAUCCAUAUUAUAUAAGUUUAUUUCUUUCCUA